AUGAAACAAGAAAAAAAGAAAUUUGAUGCCGAAGUUGGUAAGAUUUUAAAUUUAAUGAUUCACUCUCUUUAUAGUAAUAAAGAGAUUUUUAUGCGGGAAUUGAUUUCUAACGCUUCUGAUGCUUGUGAUAAGCUGCGUUAUUUAUCUCAAAGCAACGCUGAAUUAGUAGCCGGUGACUCUAACUUUAAAAUUACUGUUAAAGUCGAUAAAAAUAAUGGUCAGGUUAUCAUCCGUGAUAACGGAAUCGGUAUGAAUAAAGAGGAUUUAAUCGAGAAUCUAGGCACUAUUGCAAGAUGGGGUACGGCAAAUUUCCUUAAGAAUCUCUCAGGUGAUUCUAAAAAAGAUAAUAUGCUAAUUGGUCAGUUUGGCGUUGGUUUUUACUCAAGCUUUAUGGUAGCUGAUAAGGUCACUGUAACUUCAAGAAAAGCUGGCGAAGAUAAAGUAUAUGUUUGGGAAUCGGAAGGCGAAGGCGAAUAUAUUGUAUCAAGCUCAGAUAGAGAAUUAAGCAGAGCAACGGAAAUUGCUCUACACAUUAAAAAGGAAGAAGAUAGUUUCCUUGAUCAUUUUAGAUUAAAACAUAUAGUUAAAAGCUAUUCCGAUCAUAUAGCUGUGCCAAUAUAUUUCUUUGAUGAGGGGGAUAAUAACGAAAUACAACUAAAUUCUGCAUCAGCAUUAUGGACAAGAUCAAAAUCAGAAAUUACCGAAGAGCAAUAUAAAGAAUUCUAUAAAAGCUUAUCUUAUGCGGUGGAUGAUCCUUGGAUUACUAUGCAUAAUAAAAAUGAAGGAGCUAUAGAGUUUACAAAUCUGCUAUUUAUCCCAUCAAGCAAAACUUAUGAUUUAUUCCAUCCUGAUCGAAAAAGACGAGUAAAAUUAUACAUAAAAAGAGUAUUUAUUUCUGAUGUGGAUAUUGAUUGA
Molecule: messenger RNA, 915 nt
Organism: Chrysoperla carnea
Lineage: Eukaryota; Metazoa; Arthropoda; Insecta; Neuroptera; Chrysopidae
Product: chaperone protein HtpG
Exons: 1
Coding region: 1-915 (304 amino acids)
Biological process (GO): protein folding; DNA damage response; response to heat
Cellular component (GO): cytosol
Molecular function (GO): ATP hydrolysis activity; ATP binding; ATP-dependent protein folding chaperone
Source: RefSeq, a predicted model, not a curated record